Capsicum annuum is the source of this 2334-nucleotide messenger RNA. RefSeq names its product protein NUCLEAR FUSION DEFECTIVE 4. Bases 391 to 2148 code for a protein of 585 amino acids. The record is from RefSeq and is a predicted model, not a curated record. Gene Ontology annotation, cellular component: membrane. The transcript has 2 exons. NCBI's taxonomy places the organism in Eukaryota, Viridiplantae, Streptophyta, Magnoliopsida, Solanales, Solanaceae.
AAUUCAUCAAAUAAAAUGUAUUCUCUCCUUCUUCAAACUUCCAAGAUCAAGCUUUCAUUGUACGUGCUUGGCUGCAUAUAUCUCUAUGGUGCAGCUAAAGAUCAAUCCUAAUUGUGAAUCAAACAUUGUUUCAUUCAAUGACAUGAUGAUUUCCAUUCCUGAAAACGGUCAUUUCCGGUCAAUUGCAUCAUCUUCACCAUAAUUUUAUCAACAAAUGGUAGAAAAAAAAAAAACAUAAGUUGAAGAAUGAUAUAUUUAAUCAACUUUCCAGAAAGAAAGGAGCUGAAAUCCAAUUAAUCCAAGAAGCUCAUACCAGGCAAACCAGAGGAGCAUUAAGUCACUAUUUUGGUGAAUAAUUGUUAUUAAUCGUAUUUACGAGGCAGAUACGAUAUGGUUGAGGUGCAAACAGUUGGUAGCACCACCACGGAAAGUGGCGGCCUCCUCCAAUUUACGUUACAUGUGGUUCGAGGUCGAUGGUUCUCACUUUUUGCCUCUUUCCUCAUCAUGUCUGGAGCAGGUGCUACUUACCUUUUCGGGUCAUAUUCCGAAGAAAUAAAAACCGCUCUUGGAUAUGAUCAGACCACACUUGUUCUGUUGGGUUUCUUCAAGGAUUUUGGAGCCAACAUUGGAGUUAUCUCCGGCCUAAUAGCCGAGGUAAGUCCAACAUGGUUCGUGCUGCUAGUUGGUGCGGCUAUGAACUUUACAGGCUAUUUUAUGAUAUGGCUUUCGGUUGUUGGCAAGAUUUCCAAGCCAAAAGUUUGGCAAAUGUGCAUAUACAUAUGUCUUGGAGCCAAUUCUCAGAAUUUUGCAAAUACAGGAGCUCUUGUGACCUCUGUUAGGAAUUUCCCAGAGAGUAGAGGUAACAUGAUAGGUCUUUUAAAAGGAUUUACAGGGCUAAGUGGAGCUAUAAUGAUGCAACUAUAUUUGGCUAUCUACGGAAAUGAUGCUCAAUCACUUAUCCUCCUUAUUGCCUGGCUUCCAGCAGCAUUAUCAGUGAUUUUUGUGUAUACCAUUCGAGAAAUGAAAGUCGUUAGGCAACCAAAUCAGCAAACUGUUUUUUACUAUUGCUUGCUAAUAGCAAUUGUGCUGGCAUUCUUUGUUAUGGUCAUGACACUGCUUCAGAAUGCAAUAUCGUUUUCUCAUGCUGCCUACGUUGUAUCUGCCACUGUCUCCUGUGCUCUACUUUUCUGCCCAAUUCUAGUUUUUAUUAGAGAGGAGUUGACUAUCUGGCGUCAAAUGAAAUCUUCAGUUGAUGGAGCUGCAAACACAAUCACGGAAAAUCCACCAGUUACAGUGGAGAAGGAGAUGAACCAAAUCCUACAGCCACAAAAAGAAAACUUUGAGACGACUUCUUGUUUUUCAAACAUCUUCGAAAAACCAGCAAGAGGAGAAGAUUAUACCAUUUUACAAGCAGUCCUUAGUACUGAUAUGUUGAUUCUGUUUGUGGCUGCAUUAUGUGGACUUGGAUCAAGCCUAACUGCAGUUGAUAACAUGGGUCAGAUAGGUGGAUCGUUAGGAUAUCCAAAAACUACUGUUAAAUCGUUUGUGUCACUUCUCAGCAUAUGGAAUUUUUUUGGGAGAAUUUUUGCAGGAUUUGUCUCUGAAAGCCUACUAGUCAGGUACAAAUUUCCUAGAACACUUAUGAUGACAUUAGUCCUUCUGCUCUCCUGCAUCGGCCUCCUUUUCAUCGCCUUCCCCUUCUCCGGUUCUGUGUACAUUGCAUCUGUAAUCAUCGGGUUCUCAUUUGGCGCUCAAUUGCCAUUAAAUUUAACAAUCAUUUCUGAGCUCUUCGGGUUGAAGUACUAUUCGACAUUAUUCAACUGUGGGCAAUUGGCUAACCCUCUUGGAUCAUACAUCCUGAAUGUACAAGUUACUGGACCUCUUUAUGAUAGAGAGGCACUGAGGGAUCUCGAGAAAAGAGGUCUGAGUAGAGCAUCUGUCAAGGAACUGACUUGUAUGGGUAGCCAAUGUUAUCGACUUGCAUUCAUUAUCCUGGCUGGUGUCACAUUCUUUGGAGCUAUGGCCUCAUUGAUUUUGGCUGCAAGAACUAGACAGUUUUACAAAGGAGAUAUAUACAAGAAGUUUAGAGAGCAGGCAGAGGCACCUCAUAUAGAAAUGACUUCUUCAAACACUAUUAAGACACGGUGAGCUAGACAUCAAGGAAAUUAGGGGGGAAAUUUUAGCAAGACACCCCUAAUGAGGGAAUAAUGUCGCCUAUUUUAACAUUUUGUCAAGUAUUACUCUAUUCUGUAUAUUAUCAUUAAAUUGAGUAAUAUGGACGCUAAUGAUUUAUAUAGCGCAAAGAGCAUAUAUAAAUAUCUCCUUUUAGGGUCA